UUGACGUGGAUAUGAAGUCAGCUGAUAAUUCAGACCCUGAUACCACUUGUUACGGAUCCAAUGUGAAGAAAUUUGUCGAUUCGACAAGUUCUGACACCACAUCUUGUGCAAGCUCUAGCGUAGAUCUCGGGGCUAGGAAGCUGGUGAUGGAGGACUUCCACUUCAUGCAACGGCUAGGGAACGGCGACAUCGGCACCGUGUACCUGGUGGAGCUCAAGGGCAAAAGAGGGUGCUAUUUUGCGGCAAAGGUGAUGGAUAAAGAAGAGUUGGUUUAUAGGAAGAAAGAGUGUAGGGCUGGGGUUGAGAAGAUGAUACUUCAAAUGUUGGAUCACCCUUUUUGCCCCUCCCUUUAUGCAACCUUAGACUGUCCUAGGUGGUCGUGCUUGUUGACUGAGUUUUGUCCCGGUGGCGACCUCCACGUCCUCCGCCAACGCCAGCCGGAUAAAAGGUUCGACGAAGAUGCUGUCCGGUUCUAUGCCUCUGAAGUGGUGGUUGCUCUAGAGUAUUUGCACAUGUUAGGUAUAAUUUAUCGUGAUUUGAAACCUGAAAAUAUUCUCGUCAGAUCGGAUGGUCAUAUUAUGUUGACCGACUUUGAUCUCUCCCUAAAAUGUGAUAAUUCAAUAUCAAAGGCACAACUUGUGCACGAUCCAACGGACAAGAAAUCUCACAACGCAUUCGAAGGCCGCACUAUAGCUGAUCCAACACGAUUUUCGAUCUCAUCAUACAUUUUGCCUAGUUGCAUCGUUCCACAUGUCCCAUGCCUCCACCAUCGGGGACACAAGUGGAAAUCCUCCCCUAUGAAAAAGAAAGGAGGCGGACAUUGUGCGACCCUAAAAAUCGUGGCAGAACCGGUUGACGCUCGAUCAAUGUCGUUCGUUGGGACACAUGAGUACUUAGCCCCGGAGAUUGUCUCAGGGGAAGGGCAUGGAAAUGCCGUGGAUUGGUGGACGCUAGGAAUAUUUAUAUACGAACUCUUCUAUGGCGUAACGCCUUUUCGCGGGAAGGAGCAUGAAUUCACUCUAGCCAACAUUGUGGCUCAUGGGCUCGAGUUCCCUAGUGAGCCAGUGGUUGCAGCCAGUGCUAAGGAUUUGAUGAGCCAACUAUUGAAUAAGGAUCCAACUAAGAGAAUGGGGUCCACACUAGGGGCUGCAGCAAUCAAGCACCAUCCAUUUUUUGAAAGGAAUGAAUCAAGAAAUGGAUCACACUUCUCCCACAUCUCAAGACACUGAUCAUGAUUCCACAAAUGCCGCUCUCAAGCUGCAAAAGGUUUACCGGAGUUAUCGU
Salvia splendens (bonfire salvia) is the source of this 1284-nucleotide messenger RNA. RefSeq names its product serine/threonine-protein kinase D6PK-like. The record is from RefSeq and is a predicted model, not a curated record. Bases 12 to 1229 code for a protein of 405 amino acids. The transcript has 3 exons. Gene Ontology annotation, molecular function: ATP binding; protein kinase activity. Gene Ontology annotation, biological process: protein phosphorylation. NCBI's taxonomy places the organism in Eukaryota, Viridiplantae, Streptophyta, Magnoliopsida, Lamiales, Lamiaceae.